GGGCCAGUGCUGGAGUCGCACCCCUGGAGCAGGCCGAUCGCGUCCAGCUUCCAUGCCGCCCCGCGCCAUGAGCCGAAGGGGUGUCUCGCUCCGGUUCCCGUUGCUCCUGUCCCUGCUCUUGCAGCCCUCGGUCCUGCCUGCAGAUCCCGGGACGCCCAUCCCGGUCAACCCCUGUUGUUACUACCCGUGUCAGAACCAGGGUGUCUGUGUCCGCUUCGGCCUCGACCGCUACCAGUGUGACUGCACUCGCACGGGCUACUCGGGCCCCAACUGUACCAUCCCCGAGCUCUGGACCUGGCUGCGGAAUUCUCUGCGGCCCAGCCCCACGUUCGUCCAUUUCCUGCUCACCCACGGGCGCUGGUUCUGGGAAUUUGUGAAUGCCACCUUCAUCCGAGAGAUGCUUAUGCGCCUGGUACUCACAGUGCGAUCCAACCGCAUCCCCAGCCCUCCCACCUACAACUUAGCACAUGACUACAUCAGCUGGGAGUCCUUCUCCAACGUGAGCUACUACACUCGCGUUCUGCCCUCUGUGCCCCAAGGCUGCCCUACACCUAUGGGGACCAAAGGGAAAAAGCAGCUGCCAGAUGCCCAGAUCCUGGCUGACCGAUUACUGCUCAGGAGGAAGUUCAUCCCUGCCCCGCAGGGCACCAACCUCAUGUUUGCCUUCUUUGCACAACACUUCACCCACCAGUUCUUCAAAACUUCUGGAAAGAUGGGUCCUGGCUUCACCAAGGCCCUGGGCCAUGGGGUAGAUCUGGGCCACAUUUAUGGAGAUAAUCUGGAUCGUCAGUAUCACCUGCGCCUUUUUAAGGAUGGGAAACUCAAGUAUCAGGUGCUGAACGGAGAGGUGUAUCCGCCCUCGGUGGAAGAGGCUCAGGUGUUGAUGCGCUACCCGCCGGGCGUCCCGCCGCGUAACCAGAUGGCUGUGGGCCAGGAGGUGUUUGGGCUGCUUCCGGGGCUGGUGCUGUACGCCACCAUCUGGCUGCGGGAGCACAACCGGGUGUGCGACCUGCUGAAGGCGGAGCAUCCCACCUGGGACGACGAGCAGCUCUUCCAGACCACCCGCCUCAUCCUCAUAGGCGAGACCAUCAAGAUUGUCAUCGAGGAGUAUGUGCAACAUUUGAGUGGCUACUUCCUGCAGCUCAAGUUUGAUCCGGAACUGCUAUUCAGAGCCCAGUUUCAGUACCGCAACCGUAUCGCCAUAGAGUUCAACCAGCUCUACCACUGGCACCCGCUCAUGCCUGACAGCUUCAAAGUGGGCACACAUGAGUACAGCUAUGAGCAGUUCUUGUUCAACACCUCCAUGCUGGUGGACUAUGGUGUUGAGGCCUUGGUGGAUGCCUUCUCUCACCAGAGAGCUGGACAGAUUGGUGGGGGUAGGAACAUCGAUCACCACGUGCUGCAUGUGGCUGUGGAUGUCAUCAGGGAGUCUCGAGAGAUGCGGCUGCAGCCCUUCAAUGAAUAUCGCAAGAGAUUUGGCAUGAAGCCCUACACCUCUUUUCAGGAACUCACAGGAGAGACGGAAAUGGCAGCUGAGUUGGAAGAGUUAUAUGGAGACAUCGACGCUUUGGAGUUCUACCCAGGGCUGCUUCUUGAAAAGUGCCAGCCCAACUCCAUCUUUGGGGAGAGUAUGAUAGAGAUCGGGGCGCCCUUCUCCCUCAAGGGUCUCCUAGGAAAUCCCAUCUGUUCUCCAGAGUACUGGAGGCCAAGUACAUUUGGUGGUGAGACGGGCUUUAACGUCGUCAACACAGCCACGCUGAAGAAACUGGUCUGUCUUAACACCAAGACCUGUCCCUACGUCUCCUUCCAUGUACCGGAUUCCAGCCAGGACAACAGGCCUGAUGUAGCACGACCCUCCACAGAGCUCUGAGUAGGCAGAAGUCCGGGCAGCAUUCUGGAGGGAGGAACUUUGUGCUUGUCCUUCUAGAAUGCUAUGGCCCAAGGUUGAUAAUCUUUGAUACUGGUUUUCUCAUGUGACGUUGUCAGGGUUGGAGUUGACACUUAGAACUUUGGGUCUCACCCUUCUCUGGAACAUUGUGAUUUUUUUUUUUUUUGCCAUUCUAGAAUGUUGAAUUCUUUGUUAACUCUUCAGAAUGUUAGGAAUGGUUCUCAUCUGACCUUCCAGAACAUGGCUCUUGGCUGGAAACAUAGAACAUCAGAUUUCUGGUUGGUUUGGAAUGUUGGCAUUUUAGGAUAUAGAGCUCCUAGCAAAAAUAUUCUUAACAGUUAGGAUGUUCUUGUUUUUCCUUAUAGAAUCUGAGGGACCCUCCAGAAUGUUGGCAUUCUGAUUGAUAAUUCAGAAUAUUGAGGAUCUAGAACAGAGGCUAGCUCAGUCCUGACCUGAAGGUCUAGAAUUAUUUUAUUUGAUUUGAUUCAUUUUCCUGCUCAGUAUGAUGGAUACAGAGCAGAAAAACCCAGUCCAACAAGACCACACUGCCUGAAUCUGUGCCUGCACUAUGGGGGACAAAGAAGUGGAGUCUUCUUGGGAUCCCUACUUUUACCCUGGGUCUAAGGAUGUAGAGAGAUGGUGGGAUCUUCCACAACAUUACUUGGAAGUCACUAGAGCUCUUUCCACACCCAGGUCUUGACUUUUGGCAGCUGUUUCUCAUGAAGCUAAUAAAAUCCUCUUUCCAAAGUCA
This is a messenger RNA of Jaculus jaculus (lesser Egyptian jerboa), 2639 nucleotides long. RefSeq names its product prostaglandin-endoperoxide synthase 1 (gene Ptgs1). The transcript has 11 exons. Gene Ontology annotation, biological process: response to oxidative stress; cyclooxygenase pathway. The coding region runs from base 53 to 1870 and encodes 605 amino acids. Gene Ontology annotation, molecular function: oxidoreductase activity, acting on single donors with incorporation of molecular oxygen, incorporation of two atoms of oxygen; peroxidase activity; prostaglandin-endoperoxide synthase activity. NCBI's taxonomy places the organism in Eukaryota, Metazoa, Chordata, Mammalia, Rodentia, Dipodidae. Gene Ontology annotation, cellular component: neuron projection; cytoplasm. The record is from RefSeq and is a predicted model, not a curated record.